ACGAAACCAAAUCUAUGCGCGGCUAUGCCUGAACCUAGCUACCCAACCUCAAUAAUAUCCAUAUACAUUGGGCAUUAGUCCCCUGCAGUCUCCGGGUUGCAUUACAAUAUUCAAGCGCGCGCAUCACAGCUGCCCCAGAUACAUCUCCCUCCAUGAUCCUCGCGACUCCUCGCAUCACUCACCACCUUCACAGCAUCCCGCCACCGGGUCCGGGCCACCGCAGGACUAGGAGACUCCUCUCCACAGCACACGCCGCCGUGCGGCCAGAUGAUGCCACCACGGAGGCAGCAGGAGAGGGCACAUCGUCGUCGUCGCCGUCGUCGGAAAGCCUGAGGGCGGCUAAGCCUGCCGCGACGACGAUGGCUCCGGCUCCAGCGGCGUUUUCGUUGCCCAAGGACUACAGCCAUACUCUGUUCCACUCCGAGUGCCUGGAGGUGCUGGGCCUGGUGGACCUCGAGUCGCUGCGGAAGCGGCCGAGGCUCACCGUGGGGGUGACGGUGAAGGCGUCCGUGGUGCUCCCGGUGCUCGUGGUGCUGGCGGUCCUGUACCUCACGGACGUGGCCAAGGGUGUUGUCGACUGGACGCAUCAUCACCUGGAGAGCGAGGACGUGGGGGACUAGCUAGCUAGUUAGAGGGACGCCGGCCUCCCAGGCACAGCUCUCCAUUGUAUCGAUGCAGGCAUGCAGCAGGCUGAACUUGCUGGUGUAAAAAAUUAGCUUCAGGCUUCGGCUAGCUCUGCUGAUAUUUCUUUCCUUUUCUAUUAUUUCCCAUUUGUAAUAAACUGUAAAUAAACUGACUUUUAGUGGUGCGUUUAUGUAACCCUGCUUUAUCUUA
This is a messenger RNA of Sorghum bicolor (sorghum), 834 nucleotides long. RefSeq lists its product as uncharacterized. The coding region runs from base 153 to 620 and encodes 155 amino acids. The transcript has a single exon. The record is from RefSeq and is a predicted model, not a curated record. NCBI's taxonomy places the organism in Eukaryota, Viridiplantae, Streptophyta, Magnoliopsida, Poales, Poaceae.